AUGGGUGAUUUGUCAUCCAAAACGGGCUGGUGGGCUUGGUCGACCAAGAAGAAGGUUCUUAUCUUUGGAACCAUCGCUCUUGUCAUCGUUGCUCUAGGUGUCGGCCUAGGCGCCGGACUAGGAAUUGGCCUCAAGAACAGCGGAGACGAUGACAAUAAUAACGAUAAUGAGGGCACCGGUUCCGGCCCGACAAACACGACAACACCAACAAAUACAACCGUGAAAUGGCAGCCAGCUGUCGGCAGCAAGUGGCAGAUUAUACUGAAGUCGGAGGAUGGUGCACCCAUCUCCACCUCAGUGGACGCACCAAUCUACGACAUUGAUCUCUUCGACAACAACAAAACCGUCAUCUCAGAUCUCCAGAAAAUGGGCCGCAAAGUGAUCUGCUACUUCUCGGCCGGCUCGUUCGAGGACUGGCGCAAGGACGCCGGCGACUUCCACCCCGCAGAUAAGGGCGAGAAUCUCGACGGAUGGCCCGGCGAGAAAUGGCUCAACCUCACGUCCCCCAACGUGCGCAAAAUCAUGCAGGCGCGUCUCGAUGUCGCAGUGGAGAAGGGCUGCGACGGUGUUGAUCCUGACAAUAUCGACGGGUACGACAAUGAGAACGGUCUUGAUCUCACCAAGGCUCAGGCUAUCAACUACGUGAACUGGCUUGCUUCUCAGUCUCACAGCCGCGGUCUCUCGGUUGGAUUGAAGAAUGGCGCAGAUAUUAUCGACUCUGUCAUUGAUAACAUGCAAUGGUGUGUCAAUGAGCAGUGUGCCGAGUACGAGGAGUGUGAUACCUAUGCGUCCUUCAUCGAGGCGGACAAGCCUGUCUUCCAUAUCGAGUACCCCAAGGGCGGUUCUACCAACAACAAUAAGUCGGUGACGAGCAGCCAGGCGAAAUCUGCUUGUACGGCCAACAGCUCUGGAAACUUUUCAACUGUUAUCAAAAACAUGGACUUGGAUAAUUGGGUUGAAUACUGCCCGUGA
Molecule: messenger RNA, 972 nt
Organism: Penicillium verrucosum
Lineage: Eukaryota; Fungi; Ascomycota; Eurotiomycetes; Eurotiales; Aspergillaceae
Product: endo alpha-1,4 polygalactosaminidase
Exons: 1
Coding region: 1-972 (323 amino acids)
Source: RefSeq, a predicted model, not a curated record